AACAUGGCGUUUCGCUGGAGAAGUUUGAUGCGCUUUCGAUCGACAACAAGACUGCUGCUUUUAUUCACUUUCUGUCUGACUGUCAUCCACAGUUUGGGCAAUGAUGUGGACAGCUGUGAUAAACUCCAUCUGGGACAGUAUUUGUGUAAAGAACCCAGAAUAGAUGAUGCAACUCAAGAACCUGAAACCUGCAAGGACCGAGUGGCUUGGGUGGAAUGCCUACCUGCCCCAAACAUCAGCUGUCGGCUGUCAAAUGGAACACAGUUCAAGUUCAGCGGUGAGGAGGUCGGCUUUAACAAAACCAUCCCAUGUCGAAAUGUGAGUGGUUACUCCUAUAAAGUAGCUGUUGCUCUGUCACUCUUCCUGGGAUGGAUUGGUGCAGAUCGGUUCUACUUGGGAUAUCCUGCCUUGGGCCUGCUGAAAUUCUGCACCGUGGGGUUCUGUGGAAUUGGAAGCUUAGUGGACUUCAUGUUGAUAUCCAUGCAGAUCGUGGGUCCAUCAGAUGGGUCGGAUUACAUUGUGGACUACUACGGGGCACGCCUCACCCGUCUCUCGAUAACAAACGAGACCUACAGAAGAAUGCAGCCCUCUCCAUGAAGACACAAGUUUCAGGUGGAUCCCAAUGAGAUGACCCACCAAAUGUACAGGAUCGUGUUAUGUAAAUCACAUCUUUUCUUUGGAUAUGCCUUUGCUGUUUCCAAACACAAAGACGCAUGGACAUGCCAAACUACGCUUCGGGAAAGACUAGUCCUUAUGUGAAGUUUGCAAAUACAGCUCAUGUAUGUGCUGAGCUAGUGUUGGUCUCGCUAUUCCAAGUAUCCCGGAUUUUUGCGUAGCUGUUUUUUUCCACUGCGCUGCUCACAUCCUCCAUCACUCUCCCUCCAUCUCUCAAUCAAUCAUCUCUUCCUUGGAGUCAUGCUGCUGGAAUGUUAUCCAUCUUUUGUUUCUUUUCAUUCCUGUCCUCACUUUACAAUGUUGGACAACUCUGUGAUGUUUUUGAUGUUAUUUAAAUAUUGUAAAUAAAGUUUUAAUAUAA
This is a messenger RNA of Danio rerio (zebrafish), 1036 nucleotides long. RefSeq names its product TM2 domain containing 1 (gene tm2d1). Gene Ontology annotation, biological process: G protein-coupled receptor signaling pathway. NCBI's taxonomy places the organism in Eukaryota, Metazoa, Chordata, Actinopteri, Cypriniformes, Danionidae. Gene Ontology annotation, cellular component: membrane. The record is from RefSeq and is marked provisional.